AUGGACCCGUUUCCAGAACUGCAGCUGGGCAAUCCGCAGGGAGUGCCGACGGGGGACGAGUCGGCCCAGGCCCAGCAGCAUCAUCAGCAGGCACCGCAGCCGCCUCCGCCGGCAGCGCCACUUCCCGAAGACGUCCAGCCUGACUCGCUCAGUUCAACGCCCCUGCCGAGCUUCCAAGAGACUUACACGGCUCAACGGUACACCAGGCAGGAGCUUCAGGUUCUUGGCAUCAAAAUGGACGAGGGGGAGUGUUACGACAACUCGGUGUAUCCGUGCGCGACCGGCCCCUAUCCGACCGAGUUCUCGCCCACGUUGCCCUACCACGAGCAACAGCCCCAGCAACAGCACCACCAUCAUCCCCAGCAGCAGCAGCCCGCGCCGCCCCCGCCGCAGCAGCACCACCAUCAUCAGGGUUACUUCGCGACCGAGACGGCCCCGACCCCGACCACGGCUGUCCCCUCGCCGGCCAACCAUCGCCAAGACUCGCCGUACGGCGCGGCGGUCAGCGUCCCUAUGGUGUACGGCCCGCCGCCGAGCAUCGCGGCCGGCGCUACCCCCGUCGCACCGACCGACAUUUACCCUGCCGUUGACAACGUGGUCGUGGGGACGACUCGUUCACGGAGGGCGUCUCUGCCCACGCAGAGGUCCGAGUCUGCGAGUAGCGGGAGCACGGAAUCCCCGAAGGCGCGCGGCGGCAGCGGCGGGACAGGGAGCUCCGUCAGCUCCCCAUCGCCUGGGAGCGGAACCGGGAACGAGCGAGCACCGCCGAGCCCCAGCCAACUUUGCGCCGUGUGCGGCGACACGGCAGCGUGUCAACACUACGGCGUUCGUACCUGCGAGGGUUGCAAAGGAUUCUUCAAGAGGACCGUGCAAAAGGGGUCGAAAUACGUGUGCCUGGCCGAGAAAGCUUGCCCCGUUGACAAACGCCGGCGGAAUCGUUGCCAAUUUUGUCGCUUCCAGAAGUGCUUGAUGGUCGGGAUGGUGAAGGAAGUGGUGAGGACGGAUUCCUUGAAAGGUCGCCGAGGUAGAUUACCAUCGAAGCCAAAAUCCCCGCAAGAAUCACCACCGAGCUCCCCCGUCUCCCUGAUCACAGCUUUGGUCCGCGCGCACUUGGACACGACACCCGAUCAAGCAAGCUUGGAUUACUCGCAAUACCGGCAACCAAGCCCUGGCGAUCCACCCAUCACAGAGGCAGAAAAGACGCAACAAUUCUACAAUCUUCUUACCACGUCCAUCGAUGUGAUUCGAACGUUUGCCGAUAAAAUCCCCGGCUUCACGGACUUGGUGCGGGAAGAUCAGGAGUUACUUUUCCAGUCGGCCAGUCUGGAACUGUUCGUUCUUCGAUUGGCGUACCGUACGAAACCUGAGGACACCAAGCUGACGUUCUGCAACGGCGUGGUGCUGGCAUUGGAACAGUGUCAGCGUAGCUUCGGCGAUUGGCUCCACAGUAUUCUCGAAUUCAGCAAAGCUCUUCACAUUCUCGACGUAGACGCUAGCGCUUUCGCUUGCCUCUGCGCUCUUACCCUCGUUACUGCAAGGUACGGCCUGAAGGAGCCUCAUCGCAUGGAGCAGCUACAGUCGAAAAUAAUCUCGUCUCUUCGCGAUCACGUCACCUAUAACGCCGAGGCGCAGAGGAAAGCGCACUACCUGUCCCGUUUGUUAGGUAAACUGCCGGAACUGAGGAGUCUGUCGGUGCAGGGGCUCCAGCGUAUCUUUUACCUAAAACUGGAGGAUCUGGUCCCAGCGCCGCCCAUGAUCGAGACCAUGUUCGUCGGUAGUCUACCGUUUUAAUCGCCUUUCAAUGCGAGCCAAGCCCUGCGCCAAGGCUGCGCUCUACUCGCCGCGUAGAACAAUUUCAUCAUUUGAGAUCUUGUGCGGUUGCGUUACUACUCCGAUUUAAGUUUCCUUUAAGUUUUCUCUCUUACACGUCCACGUAGGUUCUACCAUCUUCUUCUUGCGUGUAUACCCUUUAUAUGGUUUUUCGCACGAGUGAAUCGACGCGUGAUACACCGCGUGAGAAUAGUCGCCUUAAGGGGGUACAAACACGAAUCUCGAGAGAGAGAGAGAGAGAGAGAGAGAGAGAGAGAGAGAGAGAGAGCGAAUGAGAAGUCUAAGAGGUCCUGUUUCUCUCGAGGCUCACGUUCUGGAUGUUUUAGCGAGAUAUAUAACGACGCGUGUGGCGCGAUCGAGCAUCGCGCCGCAGGUGGACGCAUUGGGGUGGAUGCACGCGCGAAUGGAUGACGAGCCGGAAGACGUUGGUUUGUCGCUAAAUUUAAGACAAAGUUCCCUGUGCGUGUAUGGAUGAGAGACGGGUGGAUGGAACGGGGCGCGUGUCUUCGUGAUGUGUCAGCGGGCAGACUGUGACUACCCGCCCUGACAACUGUUACUAUUGUUACUAUUAUUAUUAUUAUUAUUAUUAUUAUUAUUAUUAUUAUUAUUAUUAUUAUUACCGCUAUUACUAUUUUAACAGUGUAACGAUGUAAUAACUAUUCUAUCUGCUAUCGAAAGUAUCGACGCCCGACGACCGAUUGAAGGUGGAACCCGGUUUCUCGGGGCGGAUUCUCGGGGCGGAGGAGGAGGGAGGGGGAGAAAGAGGGCUUCUCUCCGGUGGAGGAAGCAGCGGCAGCUUGAAACGAACGUUCCAAGGAUUUCCCCUUUCGCGAGAGAGAGAGACAGGAGAGAGAGAGAGAGAGAAACGAGCGUGUUUCGUUAUGCCUUCCCACAAGGCGUCGUACGAUACGAAGGAUGAUUAAAAUCACGACUAGGUGGUGAUCCUAGCCGACUGGUAAUAUUAAGUGCUACGCAAAAUGAUGCACAAAAGGAAGAAAAGAAAGAAAGAAGGAAGGAAGGAAGGAAGGAAGGAAGGAAGGAAAGAAAGAAAGAAAAAAAAAUAUAACGACGAUAUAUACCAUUACACGUUAUACACGUACAUUAUACGUACAUUAUCGUACACAUGAAUUUUUAUCACUUUUCUACCUACUUUGUAUAAGUCGCUACAUCAACGAACAAAAAAAAAAAAAAGGAAAAACUACGUUUCUUUCUACGCUCGUGCCGCAACGAUCGUCCUCGAGGAUCCGCUCGAUCGGGAUUAAUUUCUCUUCUUUCAGAACGGAAACCGUUCAUCGCUUAAUCCACUCACUCACUCACUUAUUGUCGUGGAAGAGAAGGAAGAGAGGUGCAUUGACGAUUCGCAACAUAUCAAGAGCAACGACGGAAGAGCGGAGACGAGAUGCCACGAAUUACUACUUACGUGCUAAAUUGAUAUUCCUCCAUUCGUCCUUCGUCCCUUCCACCCUCCCCCUCCCUCCACCACCCUCUUCGUGUCAAUCAAAAUUUCGCUCUUCCGUGUUGACAGUUUAGAUAUACGUAGGUCGUGACUGUGAUCACACUCGAACGUAGCGAUGAUGCUAAAAAAAAAAAAAAAAGAAAGUAGAAGAAGAAAAAAAAACAAAAAAAAAAAAAAAAGAAGGGAAAAGGAAACAAAAAAAUUCUCACUUAGAAUCUCCGCUAUCUUUCCCCCAUCUUCCUCCUUCCCUCCCUCCCUCCAUCCCUCCCGAUUCUCUGUAUUCAUUCGUGACUCGUAUCCUUCGGCUUACUAGCUUCAUCGAUCCGAGGCCAAUAGGUGCUCCCUAGCUUCCCUUCCUCUUGACCCUCGAUCGCAUGGAAUUUAGUAUCAUUGGAAACGUGUGAGUGUCUUCCAAGUCACGUGGUCGGGACCCGUUUUCGGUCCGAACAAUUACCACACUAUGAUUCUUGCGUUAAUGUGAUUUUUUUUUAGACAGCUAAGGGAGAAGAAGAAUGAGGUAGGGCCCGAAUCGAGGCCGGCUCGGCUGCUCGAUCCGCGUCCAAAAUACGAAAGCGAUCGAGGAGGGAGGAGGUUAUCGAAAAAUAAGCGGAAUUUCGUCGAUUUUUUUCUCCUGAUCCACCGACCGAUCGGCAGUUACGGCUUCGUUACGGGCCCGGCAUAAAGUUACCUAUUACGUUAUGACAUUUAUUUUUAAUCAAACUAACGUAGAAAAUCCUAUUUAUACGUAUACCGCGCCGCUAUUAUUACUACUUAUAUUAUUACUUGCUACUUAAUUACUUAAUAUUAAUUAACUACUACUUACCGCUAGCGUUACGAUCUUAUAGCGUUAUUGUCGCUACUACCGCUGUUACCAUCCGCUACCUUUUUACUACCACCUUUGUGUUACCAUUAAUUAUUGCUAAAUGCGUAAGAAACAUGAUCGACGUUCAAAGCACACUUCUUCGCCGCUGCAAUAUAUUCGUCAAGAAAGAAGAUAUAUAUACGUGUGUGUGUGUAUAUGCAUAUGUAUACACGUACGUAUAUAUUCUUUGGAUAUAUUAUAGAGAGAGAGAAAAAAAAAAUUAUCAAUAGUGGAACGGAUUGCACCGACUCGCGACUCCAAGCGAGGGGAUGGAACAGAUGGAAGGAUUCACGAUGAUACCAUCUCGAGGAAUAUGUCGAGGAUCGACGAAUAUGUCGAGGAAUCGUUGGGUUGACGCAAUCUUUCCAUCACGGGCACUCUAUAUGAAUGGCAACCCUAACUAUUGUUCGGCAAUAAUACUUUCCUCUUUUAUGUGUAUACCACUUAACGUCAACGUUAAAAAGUACAGCCCAAAAAAAGUAAACCGAGAUAAACAGCGUUUACUUAUCACACGAUCGCAUAUACAAAUCUCUUAGUGCACCUAAUUUCAGAAAGGCACAAAAUCCACGUGGCGUGAAAUCUUCGCCAUUCGUGAAAUCUUUUAACUUAUCGAGAGGCAGAAAACACGUUAACACGAUACAUAAUUAAAUGUGCACAAUAGAAUAUAAAAUAAUUGUAUGUGUAUAUGUUAUACUCGCCGUGUGUAUCCGCAAAUGUUCAAUGCUUCGUUCAAUGCAAGGAAAUAGAGGAUUCGAUUCAUUCUCGAUUUUCCUCGUUCGAUUUCUGCGCAAUCAUAGUUCCUUCUAAAAAUCGAGCUUCGUCUUUUUUCUCUUUUUUUUCUAUUCCUUUUCUUUCUUUUUCUUCUUCUUCUUCUUCUACUUCUUCUUCUUCUUCUUCUUCUUCUUUUUUUUCCCCCCUCCUCUCUCAACAUCUCAUUUUUCGAUCCAUUGUUUAUUCGGUUACCGGUCCUUGCGUAAGAGUUAUCGAUCCCUAGUAGCCAUGCAAGAGCUUCCGUAUAACGAUCUCUCUCGUUACGGAAGAGAAGUACACGGAGAAAGGAGUGAUUCAACGUUCAAGCUCAACGUUGAAUCGGAUGAGUAAUUGAAAUUUUCAAGUGAACGCUCGCGACCGGUAGCGAUUUAACCACGCUUUUCUCCGUGUAAAAACUGCGCUUCGUGUUGGCCACGCGUGUGCGAAAACGUUUGCGGAUGGAUACGAUCGCAGAUGUACGGUGAAACGGAAGAACAAUAUAAUGCCCGGCAAGAAAGCAAGGUACAAGUAAUCCGAAUUACGGGGACAAUCUCGUUGUUCCCGUUUCGAAAAAAUUAGGAUAACGCGAUAGGAAGCGGACGAUCCGUCGAUUUUUAUUUUUUUUUUUUAAAUCUCGUCAAUUGGAUUAACACGAUUGAUGCAUCCUUUCCGAGGAAGCAUUAUCGAUACUUUUGAUCCACACACACAUACACACACACACCUUUCGGAUUACACGCCGUAAGGGGAAAAAAGAAUAAUCGUGCGUUUCCUUCGCGUAUAUGCGUAUAGCGUAUACGCAUCGAGUCCAGAAGAGAUUUAGAGGCUGAAAAGGAAUUUCGUCAAAUUAAAAAAAAAAAACGGUGCUAUUAGGCUAAUUGUGAUUAACGAACGCUUAAUGAAUAAUUCGAGAGUACUUAAGUUUCUUAUCUCGUUGCAUGCAGGCAACGGGGGAAGAAGAAUAUUUUUGUUCCUAUUACUUAAGAAAAUUAAACGACAAGCAUCGCGACAAGUUUCCAAUCCCCUAUUGGAGCGGAAACGAUUUAUCUCGUGAUUGACGUUUUCUCCGAUUACGAAUCCAUCAGAUCUUUCCUGGACUCAACGCUGAUCGGCGUUGCAUUGUUUCUUUUUUUUUCUUUUUUUUUUUUUCUUUUUUUUCUUUUUUUUUUUUACGUGUAAUUCGCGCGCGCCUUCCCCCGCGAUCGCGAGGGGAGGUGAUUAAAAAUAGAGCAAGAAGAAAUUCAAGGAAAUGAUCAAGCAAUCCUAGAUUUAAUGAAAGAAAAGGGGGGCAAGAGAAAAGCGAGGAGGGUGAUACACGAACGAAACAGGAUGAAAUAAUAAAAAGAAAAAAAAAAACAAAAAAAAAAGAAAAAAGAACAAGGGAAUCUCGGAUCGUUCGAACGUAGAAAUAUCUCGAAUGAAGAAACGAGGUCGUAGUAUUGUUGUUACUUAAUUAAUUGUCAUCGCUGUAAAACGAAAAAAAAAAAAAAGGCCAAUUCCAUUAGGUGUAUUUUAUCCUCUUCCCUCGAUGUAAUAAUAAAUGUUCAAUCAACGGA
Messenger RNA from Apis mellifera (honey bee), 6451 nucleotides. RefSeq names its product probable nuclear hormone receptor HR38 (gene Hr38). Gene Ontology annotation, biological process: regulation of transcription by RNA polymerase II; cellular response to corticotropin-releasing hormone stimulus. Gene Ontology annotation, molecular function: nuclear receptor activity; RNA polymerase II cis-regulatory region sequence-specific DNA binding; nuclear glucocorticoid receptor binding. NCBI's taxonomy places the organism in Eukaryota, Metazoa, Arthropoda, Insecta, Hymenoptera, Apidae. Bases 1 to 1791 code for a protein of 596 amino acids. The transcript has 6 exons. Gene Ontology annotation, cellular component: transcription regulator complex; nucleus. The record is from RefSeq and is a predicted model, not a curated record.